Molecule: messenger RNA, 602 nt
Organism: Radiomyces spectabilis
Lineage: Eukaryota; Fungi; Mucoromycota; Mucoromycetes; Mucorales; Radiomycetaceae
Exons: 1
Coding region: 229-531 (100 amino acids)
Source: RefSeq, a predicted model, not a curated record
CUGCAAGGUCGUUGAAAGUUAUUCUUUUUUUCUCUAAUUCUCUAAUUCGCAUCUCCUUGGGUUCUUGUUCUUUUGAACGUCCGCCAUCCCCUCCAUCUGCCCUUUUUUCCGUCCCCGACAGUCGUCCUUACUUUUCCUUUUUCCUCUAACUCUUUGUUUAUUUCUGCAAAUCCCCAUCUUCUAUUCUGCGUGCAUGGAUUGCGUGUGUGCGCCAAUGUACCAGCGUGUAUGUGUCUGUGUGUGAUUUAUUUUUCUCUAAUUCCGCGUAUGUGUGCUUCUGUGUGUGUGUGUGUGUGCGCAUGUGCAUUUCCUUUUCUUCUUUUUUUUCGUCAAUUUCUUUAUAGCAUGUUAAGAGAUCCACUGGUUUUUCUUUGUAUAUACUUCUUGGACGACUUUCUGAUUUAUGCCAUUUUAUGCUCGCUCUUUAUUUACUUUCUUUUCCACCCCAUCUUUCGGAAAACUGUUCAUUGUUAUGAUAUUACUUUCUUUUCAUCUUUAUUUUUAUUGAUUGGUUGUAGUGAUUCAUCUUAAAAAGCUCUUGUCCAAAAAAAAAAAAGAGAAAAAGUAUUACAAAUUAUAUUAAACACAUUAGCACAUUAUCC